This is a messenger RNA of Gongylonema pulchrum, 966 nucleotides long. The record is from the annotation of a GenBank genome assembly. NCBI's taxonomy places the organism in Eukaryota, Metazoa, Nematoda, Chromadorea, Rhabditida, Gongylonematidae.
AUGUCGGAUGGCAGUGAUGAAGAGGAAGCCGUUGAAGAAGAAGUAGCGCAGGCAGCUAUUAUACCUCCGUCUUAUCGGGUUACACUCCAGAUCGAUUAUGAAGAAGGCGAGCCGUUUGGAAUUGUAUUUGGUAAGAAUUUAACGGUAGUGACUGUAAAGAAGGAUAUGCGUGCAUAUGGGAUGUUGCUUCCUGGCGAUGUGGUCAUUUCCAUAAACGAUAUCAUUGUUGAAGAUCAGGAUCAAUUUUACAUUCUGAUAAAGCGUUUAUUUCCAAUGGUGAAAAUAGAAGUGGAACGAAAACUCUGGAGAACACCGUUAACAGACGUUCGAGCUCGACAAAUUGGACUUGUCGCAAAGAAAAAUCACGAAUACUUCAUCGCUUACUUACAUCGCAUCGAUGGGCUAAAACUUGGCCUAUCUGUCCGGCAAGUACAUAAUCAAGUAGUAGUAACAAAAUGUAAGGAAGACAGCAUCGUGAGCAGAUGCUACCAGGAAGGCGAUCACAUUCUCGAUGUCGACGGCGUACGAGUGUUUUCGAAAGCGGAUGCAAAGGAAAGAAUAAUUUCUGGAUUGCGGAACACAGCAUGCGUUUCCACCGUUGUUGAAAGAAAACAGUCUGAGGAUGAUAAUUCCAUAAGCAAUCGAGUGCUACUUUUGGUCGGUGAUCGAAAUCCGAAGAUGGCACCGGAUGCGGUAAAAAUUGGACAGCGUGAAGCAGCAAGAAUACGUGCAAAUGCCGGCAAACAAUUCCCACUGAAAAGUAUACUGCACGCAUCUGCCUACAAACCAAGCAGUACUAUACAAUUAGAUAUGCGGCCACUGGUAAUGCGAGUGGCCAGUGAUACAAAGGAGCCAAGUCGUUUGGUGCAUGUGAGAAGAAAAGAAUCUGGUCGUGGAUUUUUUAGUCUAUUAUUUGGCCGAAAAAGCGGCGGUCCUACCACUCACAGCGUCAGAAAGAGAGAAUGA